CCGUUGUUCGCUUGUUGCGGCGGUAUAAAAAAAAAUGGCCAUCGUCGGUUUCGUUGAACUAUCGGAGGCUUUUUUAUUAAACCGUCGCUUUUACUAACGAGGCGACGGAACCGAGCGACGCGAGUCGCGGCGAUGUUAGCGGCCGCAACCGGAGCUAACGGGCGGUAGUCGGGCGGAAGUCGGGCGGUAGUCGGGCGGCUCCCCGGCGCCUGCGUGCGGCUGAAGCCGAUGGGCUCCUCGGCGCGUGAAGGCGGAAGACUGCGCAUCAACAGAGGAGCGGAGAUGCUACAGAUGCUACACAGCUAACGAGCUAACUGUCGGUUCCGAGAUGCUGUUGAACGGGAACCGAUUGUCCAGGAAAUAGAGACGACAGCAGAAGCCUUUCCACUGAACGACGUCCUUCUUUAUGGAGCCACGACAACGGGACGACUUGAAGUGAGACCUCUUUAGAUUCCAGACGCAGCCCCUCACCCGGCCUCAGGAUGGCGAGCAGGAGGAAAUCCACCACCCCCUGCAUGGUUCCUCCUCGAGAGGCUGUCGACUCGGACCAGGAGAUGGAGGACGUUGCAGACGUCGCGGACGCUGCGGAGGACAGUAACGGCGUGGUGGUGGUGGCAACCGCCCCUGUGGAGGAUUGCGUUCUGUCGGAGCGCGGCGACGAGGGCGUGUCGGACCUCUACCUGGACUCGAACACGGCCGAGGGAGGGUACGAGUGCAAAUACUGCAGCUUCCAGACGUCGGAGCUGAACCUGUUCACCAUGCACGUGGACGCGGAGCAUCCCGACGUCGUCACCAACACGUCCUACGUCUGCAUGGAGUGCGACUACCACACAAAGAGCUACGACACGCUGCUGGCCCACAACGCUCGCCUCCACCCCGGCGAGGACAACUUCACGCGGACCAUGGUGAAGCGGAACAACGAGACCGUCUUCCAGCAGACGGUCAACGACCUCACCUUCGACGGCAGCUUCGUCAAGGUGGAGGACGACGAGGCGGACGAGACGUCGCGCAAGGGCAUCGCCCUCAGCAAGACGCCCAUCAUGAGGAUCAAGAGCCGACCGGAGCCCAAGAAGUUUACCGCCGCACACAAAAUGGUCUUGGACGACAUCAUCAAAGUGGAGAGCGAAGAGGACGAUGAGAACAAGGACCCGCCCACUCUGUCUCCGGCCCCGCCAGCUGCCUUCGUCACCCCUCGCCUCAUCCCCGUAUCGGCGCCGCUGCAGGUCCAGGCCGUCCCGCAGAGCAUCGUGGUCAACAGUCCCAACGUGCUGCAGAUCAAAGGAGGCUCUGGCGGUGGUGGGAUGUUGCCUCCGGGGACGCUGGCCCAGGUUCUGUCGGCCCUGCAGCAGCAGCACAACAGCGCUCAGACCCAGACUCAGCUCCUCAUCCCCAUCAGCAGCAUCCCCACCUACAACACCAACAUGGACAGCAACGUCCUGCUGGUCAGCGCCUACAACAGGUUUCCGUAUCCCUCCGUGUCCGAGAUCAUGGGCCUGUCGUCUCAGACCAAGUUCAGCGAGGAGCAAAUCAAGGUCUGGUUUUCCGCCCAGAGGCUCAAACAUGGAGUCAGCUGGACGCCGGAGGAGGUGGAGGAGGCGCGGAGGAAGAAGUUCAACGGCACCGUGCAGACCGUCCCUCAGACCAUCACCGUCAUCCCCGCCAACAUCGCUGCCAACGGCCUGCAGUCCAUCUUCCAGACAUGUCAAAUCGUCGGACAGCCGGGCCUCGUCCUCACUCAGGUGGCCGGCAACGGCAGCACCGUGCCGGUCGCCUCCCCCAUCACCCUGACGGUCGCGGGCGUCCCCGGCAACCAGCCCAAAGCGGCCGAGCCGUCCACGUCGGAAUCCAAGACGGAGUUGUCGGCCGGCGUGCCGCUCGGUCUCGACGCGGCGUCCUCGAAACCGAAGAAGUCCAAGGAACAGCUGGCCGAGCUGAAGUGCAGCUACGGCAGGAGGCAGUUCGCCACAGAGGCGGAGAUAUCGCGGCUCAUGCACGUCACCAAACUGUCCAAGCGAGCGAUAAAGAAGUGGUUCAGCGACACGCGCUACAACCAGAGGAACUCAAAGGAUCACCACAGCAUCCUGCUGAGUGACAUCACGUCCAGCAGGCCGGUGGCGUCCGGGGGCCGAGCAGCGAGGAACAGCAUCGGGAGUCUCAACGACAGCAACCACAGCAACAACACCGCCACCAUCGUCAUCGACUCCAGUGACGACGCCAGCGACUCCUCUCCGACCUCUGCCACGACCCCAGGGUCAUCUGGUACACCCCGGGACCCGCGGGUCAAAUUCCGCCACGCCUUCCCCGACUUCACGCCACAGAGGUUCAAGGAAAAGACGGCGGAGCAGUUGCUCGUCCUGGACGCCAGCUUCCAGAAGUCGGACACGCCCUCGGACGAGGAGCUGAGCCGGCUGCGGGCGGAGACGAAGCUGACGAGGCGUGAGGUGGACGCUUGGUUCACCGAGAGGCGGAAAAUGCCUUCGUCGUCAAAAGACGAAGACGUGGUAGGGGACGACGAGAAGGCGAAACCUUCGUCCUCGGCUCAGGAGGCGACCUCCCUCGGCAGGAAGGCGCUUAAGAAGACGCCGGAGCAGCUUCACAUCCUGAAGAAAGCAUUCGUCCGCUCUCAGUGGCCGACGUCCGAGGAGUACGACCAGAUGGCGGAGGACAGCGGCCUGCCGAGGACGUACGUCGUCAACUGGUUCGGUGACACGCGCUACGCCUGCAAGAACAGCAACCUGAAGUGGUACUACCUCUACCAGAGCGGCAAGGCGGACGAGGCUCUGAACGGCAGCACCAAAAAGAAGUCCAGGAAGCGUUUCCGGGGUUGGUCCAGGAGGACACGACGGCCGUACCCCUGCAAACGCUCCCCACAGGAGGGCGCCAAUGCCAUCAAGGUGAAGUCCGGCAAAACGUUCCUGAAGGACUACUACCUCAAACACCGAGUCCUGAGUGAGAAGGACCUGGACGACCUGGUGACCAAGUCCAGCAUGAGCUACGAGCAGGUGAGGGACUGGUUCUCCGAGACCAGCAGGAGAGCGGAGGAGGGCAAGGAGCCCUUCAGUGGGGAGGAGGGCGAGGAGGAGGAGGAGGAGGAGGAGGAAGGAGAAGAAGAAGAGGAGGAGGAGGAGGAGGAGGAGGAGGAAGAGGAGGAAGAGGAGGAAGAGGAAGAGGCGGCGGCAGCAGAUCACAGAGACAACGAGGGAGAGAUGGAGGUGAAGGAACAAGGAGAGGAGGCUUCAGAUGACCAUUGCAAGGAGGAGGAAGAAGAGAAGGAGAAGGAAGAGGAGGAGAAGGAGGAGGAGAAGGAGGAGGAGAAGGAGGAGGAGGAGGAAGAAGAAGAAGAGGAGGAGGAGGAGGAGGAGGAGAUCCAGGCGGAAGCUGAAGGUGUCAGCCAAUCACAGCCUCCGACAGAGGAGCAGACAUGACCCGACAGAGUUGUGGCGUCGCCUCCCCGCCGCGCCCACGACUCAGACGGAGAUGUUCCACGUACUGUCAGUGUUUCUCAGCCGGCGGGUCGCGACCCAAAGACGUGACACUGAGGCGACGUUGAACUUUGGGUCUUUGACGAAGCGGAGAAUCACUGAGACCACGGAGCUGAAACUAAAAGGACGAAUCGUCGGGGACUUAAAGUUGGAGCUGAUGAACCGCGGGGACCGACUCCACGUGAGAGGCGACGCCGCGAGAGUAAGUUCCAUCUCCCGUACGAGUAACGAGACUUUUAUUGUGGCGAGAACGACGGGGGGCUUUUACUUUUUUGGCCUUUUGUCACUUUUUUCUUACAACAACAAUGAAAAAAAUCUGCGUUUUGAGAUAAACUUUGUACAAAGGAAGAAGAAGAGGUGAGACCUCGUUGUUUAAGAAGCUUUUUUCAGAAUAACAGAGGAAACUUUUUGUCAAGAGAACGACUUUGUGACAGGAAAAGGUUUUUAAAUCCACAUUGUGUUUUUUUUGUGAAUAGACUCAAAUUAGUGCCAUUCUGUUUAUAACUUUUAACACCCCCCCCCCCCCCCCCCCAAAAGAAAAAAGAGAGUGCUGGAAUAAAUUCCAAAUCAACAUUUUAACUCUUUGUGAUUUGUCAAAGUCUGGCGGACGUAUAACGGAACUUCGGUCCACUGUUGGAUUUCGACGCUGUGUUUGAGUUCUUCUGUUGAAGAUGACAAUGUUUUUUUUCGUGUGUGCAGAUGUUUUGGGUCCGUUCAGUUUCAACGACAUCGACCGAGUCUGGAGUUUUUUCCUACAAACGCAAAAAACCUCCGCUGAAACCAGAGACGUGGUAGAAAAACAGAAACAAAAGAGAAUCCACCUUCAACCUCAUCUGACGACGUCCGAGUGGCGUUAACAUGACGUCAGACGAUAAAUAAUCUGAACUCGUGCUGAUUGUUGAGGUCGGUUUUAGAACCAGACUCGUGGAUUUUUUGGGGGGGGGGGGGGCGGGCCAAUGCCCAUAUUAGGGAGAUUACAGAUACUUAUAUAGAAAAAAGAGGCAACGAUUUCUAAAAUGUGGUUAUUGAACCCGUAUGACAAAGAAGAAAUGUGGACAUUUUUACAGUUUUAACCAUAAACUUUAUUAUAAAUAACUAUGAACAUAAGCAAAAGCACAAACGCAGCCAAAUAUAAAGGACUUGAAUUAAGAAAAUAAAUGAAAAGCAAAUAUUUUCUGCCUUGUUUACUAUUCUGUGAAAAAGUUUUUCAUAUCGGAAUAAUUAUGUUUGCCGAAGUUAUACAAAAAUUAAAGAUGUUUGAAAAGGUGGAUCCUUCUGUUUUCAUCCACUCGCCGUUUGUUUCUUCUUCGGUUGAUCGACUUGAAAAAGAUUCCGUUCGUGUCCUCGUGCAAAAAAAUAAAAUAAAUAAUAAAUAAAUAAAAACAAAGGCAUGUUCGCUCUACUUCAGGAAACAGGCAACUUUACCUCAGAGACUUCAGCUACGAACUCGGAGAGAUUGUGACAUUUGCACUUAACGACAGUUUAAAAAAAAAUAAAGAUAAAGAUAAAUACCGUGUGCAUGAAAAUACAAGUAGACAAUGAUAAUAAUAAUUUUGUCUUUUCGGAAGAAGGAGCUUCUUUACUCGUCUUCGCCAAAGUAAGUGAAUCACUUUCAAAGAGAGAAAAAAUACGGGUGAAACCGGUCGACGGCGACUUUCAGGUUUUCCACGAGAAUCACAGACGAUAUUUUAGGGACGAGGAACCAGACGCACUCGGCUCGGCGCCGCGGGACUUUUUAACUUUUUCAUACGUGCGGGGGAAAAAUAAAAAAGAAUAAAUAAGCUUUUAUUUUGCUUCUCUCUCUCUCUCUCUCUCUCUCUCUCUCUCUCUCUCCCUCGUUAUGCAAACGUCACGGAACAAUCAACCAUCAGAGCGGGAAACUGGAAAAAUCAACGUCUCUGAUGUGAUUAUUAUUUACAUUUUUUUAAUGAUUUCAUCCGUCACGUGGAUCCUGAUACGAAACUCUGUCGUUUGACAACGUUUCGCCUUUUUUCUGCCAUUUUCUUAAACAUUUUCUUUAAUAGCCAACAGUUGUUCCUAGUUAAUUUAUUUAUUAUAUCAUGGAUAAAUUUCUUUUGUCUGCAAGCAAAAUAAAUGAAAAAUGAAAAAAAAAA
Scophthalmus maximus (turbot) is the source of this 5596-nucleotide messenger RNA. Its product is annotated as zinc fingers and homeoboxes protein 1-like. Gene Ontology annotation, biological process: regulation of transcription by RNA polymerase II. Gene Ontology annotation, molecular function: DNA binding; DNA-binding transcription factor activity, RNA polymerase II-specific. The record is from RefSeq and is a predicted model, not a curated record. Gene Ontology annotation, cellular component: nucleus. The transcript is spliced from 8 exons. NCBI's taxonomy places the organism in Eukaryota, Metazoa, Chordata, Actinopteri, Pleuronectiformes, Scophthalmidae. Bases 483 to 3425 code for a protein of 980 amino acids.